Venustampulla echinocandica is the source of this 687-nucleotide messenger RNA. RefSeq lists its product as uncharacterized. The transcript has 4 exons. The record is from RefSeq and is a predicted model, not a curated record. Gene Ontology annotation, molecular function: box H/ACA snoRNA binding. Gene Ontology annotation, cellular component: box H/ACA snoRNP complex. Gene Ontology annotation, biological process: ribosome biogenesis; snoRNA guided rRNA pseudouridine synthesis. The coding region runs from base 1 to 687 and encodes 228 amino acids. Lineage: Eukaryota; Fungi; Ascomycota; Leotiomycetes; Helotiales; Pleuroascaceae.
AUGUCAUUCCGUGGAGCACCAAGAGGUCGUGGGACAGGCGCAAACUUCGGAGGCGGCGGCAGUAGAGGAGGUGGAUAUGGAGGCGGAUUUGGCGGCCGUGGAGGCAAGCAGACCCUUCGCACAGCGCAAUGCAAUGCGUCGUUAUCGAUCCCUGGUCGAGACAAUGGACCUCCUGCCGAUGUUCUUGAAAUGGGAUCUUUUCUCCACGCCUGCGAAGGAGAGAUUGUGUGCGAGUCGAUCAACACUAAAAUCCCCUACUUCAAUGCUCCGAUAUAUCUCGAGAAUAAGACCUCAAUUGGCAAAGUCGACGAGAUCCUAGGCCCGAUUAAUCAGGUCUACUUCACCAUCAAGCCCACCGAAGGCAUUCAGGCGACUUCAUUCAAGUCCGGAGACAAAUUCUACAUCGGUGGAGAUAAACUUUUGCCAUUAGAGAAGUUCUUGCCCAAACCGAAGCCUCCUGGAGGAGCUGUGAAGCCAAAACGAGCUGGCGGUGCACGAGGUGGCAGAGGAGCCCCCAUGAGAGGUGGACGGGGAGGAGGACGAGGUGCCCCAAGAGGACGAGGUGGCUUCAGCGCGGGUGGGAGAGGAGGCCGCGGAGGCGGUGGAUUCUCCAGAGGGGGAAGUGGUGGCUUUACUCCAAGGGGAAGAGGUGGUGCGAGAGGUGGAUUUUCCCGUGGUCGUGGCUGA